UUUUUUUUUUUUUUUUUUCAGUUCUUGCUCAUUAAUGUGCGGAUUUUCGGUGAACACUUACGAAGUAUUAUCAGGGGAAAAUUUUGUAAAUGUAUCGGAAUGAAUGAAAAGUUUUAAGAUUUUUCAUGGAUGGGGUCUGAUCUUAUGUCAAGCUGGUUGUGAAGGUGUUCGAUCUGGUCCCCUCGACCCCAAACGGAGUCCCCAUGGCUGCUGGAGUGGCGGCCUGGCUCCCCUUUGCUCGGGCGGCGGCCAUAGGAUGGAUGCCUGUGGCCAACCUGCCCAUGCCUGUUGCACCAACCAAUAAGAACAAGCGACAGGAUGAGCUCAUUAUCCUCAAUGUCAGUGGCCGACGCUUCCAAACCUGGCGGAACACACUAGAUCGUUACCCUGAUACACUCCUGGGGAGCUCAGAAAAAGAAUUCUUCUUCAAUGAGGAGACUAGGGAGUAUUUCUUUGACCGAGAUCCGGACAUGUUUAGAAGUAUUCUCAACUUCUACCGCACAGGAAAGCUGCACUACCCACGCUAUGAGUGCAUCUCUGCCUAUGAUGAGGAGUUGGCAUUCUUCGGAAUCAUUCCUGAGAUCAUCGGUGACUGCUGCUAUGAAGAGUACAAGGACCGCAAGAGAGAGAACAUAGAACGUCUUUUGGAUGACCUUGAGGACAACAAAGACAGCAAACUCCCCAACAUGACAAUCCGGGAGACCAUGUGGAGGGCCUUCGAGAACCCACAUACUAGCACCAUGGCGCUGGUUUUCUACUAUGUAACCGGUUUCUUCAUCGCCAUAUCUGUCAUCACCAAUGUGGUUGAGACAGUUCCAUGUGGUUUGACACCAAAUCAGAGAGACGUUCCUUGUGGGGAACGCUACACAGAGGCAUUUUUCUGCAUGGACACGGCAUGUGUUAUGAUCUUUACGGUGGAGUAUCUGAUGCGACUGUUUGCGGCGCCCAGCAGGUACCGCUUCAUGCGUAGUGUAAUGAGCAUAAUCGAUGUUGUGGCAAUCCUGCCGUAUUACAUCGGACUUGUCAUGACUAACAACGAGGACGUGAGCGGAGCCUUUGUCACGCUUCGAGUGUUCCGCGUCUUCCGGAUCUUUAAAUUCUCCCGCCACUCUCAGGGUCUUCGGAUCCUUGGCUACACGCUGAAGAGCUGUGCGUCAGAGCUUGGCUUCCUCCUCUUUUCCCUCACCAUGGCCAUCAUCAUCUUUGCCACAGUGAUGUUCUACGCUGAGAAAGGCUCCACUUCCAGCAAGUUCACCAGCAUCCCAGCCUCCUUCUGGUAUACCAUUGUAACCAUGACAACACUGGGGUAUGGAGAUAUGGUCCCUAAGACCAUAGCAGGGAAGAUCUUUGGCUCCAUCUGUUCUCUUAGUGGAGUGCUGGUCAUCGCUCUGCCUGUUCCUGUAAUCGUUUCCAACUUCAGCCGCAUUUACCAUCAGAAUCAAAGAGCUGACAAGCGCCGGGCUCAGAAAGUUCAGAAAGCCCGACUGGCCCGAAUGAGAAUUUCCAAGAGUGGCAGCUCUACCGCCUUCCUGCAUAGCAAACGAAAUGGACUCAACCAAUCACUGGAGCUAACGCAGCUCCCCUAUUACAAGAUGAAACUUUCACCACAGGGCUCCAUAGAGGACCAUCAAAUGAAAAAAGCUACAACUCUGCUGGAGAGUCAGCACCACCAUCUUCUUCACUGCCUAGAGAAGACCACGAAUCAUGAGUUUGUGGACGAGCGGCUGUAUGAACAGGGGUAUCUUCAGACAACACUCCAGAACUUCCCAUCGCGGAGUCCGUCUCUGUCCAGCGAGGAGGGCAUCACGGGCACCUGUUGCUCUCGGAGAGUCAAGAAAAACAUCCAGCCUCUCAAUGCCACACACUCACAUCCACACACACACAACCUGAAGGAGCUCAGCACCUUACACAUCCACUGUAGGGAACAGCAGCCACUAAACACCAGUCGUUCCAGUCUCAAUCUGAUAUCGGAUGAAUCGGGCAGUCUGAACUGCAAGAGCAGUGGACUGGUUACCACGGCGAUCAUCAGUAUCCCCACCCCUCCCUCAAACAACUCUCGAGCCAGCCCUGAUGCUCCGUCCCCUCCAAACCCUGGUGCUCCGCCUCUUCCGAACCCCGGCACUGACGUGGUGAAAAUUUCUUCGCUGUAAGGGACAACAGAACUCAGGAAGAGAAACUGAUGAAUAGCCUGCCCCCUAGUGGGGAUGGAUUGCACUGACUGAAAAGACAAGAAAAUGAGAACGAUGAAUAAGGAUGUGUGUGUAAAUGAGAGAAAACAAGACGACCAUAAGUAUUCGAUCACUCUCCAUCAGGACUGAUGCGAUGAGGGUGUCACUGUGCAUAAAACAUUUUCCUUUCUUUUUCCUCAUAUUCUGCCUUUUGUGUCAUACUGUUUGUUUGUUUUUUAAAAUACUUUAUGAGAAAGAUUUUUUUCAUCUGUGACUCCGUUUAUUAUUUGUCGGUUCUGACAUCACAGACAGCCUCUCAAAAGGCCUUGGCUCUCUUUAUACCAAUAAUGUUAUAUUUUGAUCUAGCACCAUUCCAAAAGGAUCAGAGAAAAAUCAGCAUUAGAGUCUAAAUGAGACCGUAUGAGUGUGACUGUGUUUCUUAGACUAUGGCAAGUUAUUAUUUUUGGAAUAUGUAUGGAUUUGUGGGUCAGAGUUAGGUUAAACGUGAAUGUUUCUGCCCAUUAUGUAUGUGUGUGUGUGUGUGUGUGUGUGUGUGUGUGUAAAUUACAGAUUAUCCUUCAAACUCUCAGCCUCUCACACAGUUCGUGCCUCUCAGGGGGAGGAGAGUUUCCUUCUUCUAAACCAUUGUCUCUCCUUGUGUCCAAAAUGUUGAGCCGACUUUGUAACGUCAUUUGUUACCUAUCAGACAUUACUAUGUAAUAUAGAACCAAAAAACAAGAGAGAAAGAAACACAGAAGUGUUUUGAAAAACUCUAUGACUACAAGCACAAGGCAUCGCUGAGAUUUUGUUAAUACAAUGUGUAUCAAGGCUUGGUUUAACUGUGAAUAUUGUUGAUAGAAUAUUUUGUUAUAUUUAGCCAUGGUUUGGCAAAACCAGAGCAGCUGCCUACCCAGCCCCUUUCUGUCUGUCCCGCCCCUUUCCUGUUUACUGCUGGCCUGCUUUUUGUAAUUGUUCUGAUCUAAGUGUUAUUGUCAUUAUCGCUCAGUGGGUAUUUAAAAAAAAAUCGUCUAGUUUGCGUAAACUCUACAUGGGUAGGAAACUUUUGGUGUUUGUGUUUUUUCAUUAACAGUUAAUGUUUUGAAUUGUUGAUUUUCAGUUAUUUGUUGCUGUUAGAAGAGAAACCAACAACUGUACAAACCAAUCAGAGCUAUUCUCUCCCUAUAAACUUCCUCCUUUUCUGUCUUUGUCCUUAUAUGUCAGCCAUGUUCAGGAGAAUGGCAUUGCCAACAAGAGAGUUUGAAAGUCAUCAAAGUCAGUCGAAAGUCGUUCUUGCUUAGUCUGUGUCACGUUGACUGUUUCAGAAUCUUGUUUUCCAACACUGGUGAAACUUAAGCAGAAUUACCAGCAAUUAAACACAAUACCCGCUAAACUCCACCUUAUGUACACUAAGCCCCAUCUUCUCUACCAUAAUCCUCACCUCAGAACUUCUAAAUUCCAUCCUUUGUACCCUAAACCUCUUCCUUAAUACCUUAAAUCCCGCCCUUCCCCUUAAACUCCACUCACUUGUGCCUCUAACACCAGCAUAUAUAAGAAGUGACCCCUCCCCUCAGGAUAUUGUUCUAGGGACACUGAGUUUUGAGUUGUAAUGUUCAGUGCAAUGAGACUAAUGCACUAAACCUCAUAUACAUGGAACUUAAACUUGUUUUUUGGCAAAUGACUGGUCCUGCACAGAUAGUAUAAGCCAUAUUUUCCAGAAAGCAUCACAAAAGAAAAAUUAAAUAAUAAGAUUACAUAACAGAUAACCUUUAGUUGAACCUUACGGUUGAAGUGGAUGACCAAUUACACAAACACAAAUGUUUUCAAGAGUUAUCAUUAUGUUCUUAAAAAUAUAAAUUUUUAUGACUGCUAGGACAUCAGUAUUACAGGGAAAAGCACACUUUGACAUUAGGAAUUUCAGGGUAUCAAGCCCACAUUGUUCUUUUACCAGGUUUUUGAAAGCUCUUUGAGUUCAAAAUGUUCUUUGAUGGCCCCUGUGUUCAUAUUACUAUUAUCUUCCUGUUUGUUGUACAUACAAUCCAUCACAAAAAUCCAAGUAUGGAUCUUGAUAAGUACCAUUAUAAAUUCAUCAGCUUUUUCGGUCCAAGUAAUGUUUGGUCCCUUUGUGAUUUACCAUAUUGAUUUCCUUAGGUGUACAUAAUAGAUAAUAUGGUAAUAUGGAAAUAUUGUAACAAACUAAUCAGAUGGGAAAGUGUGGCCGAUAGAGUCUAAAUUUUAAGAUAAUAAAUGUUAAGUAUUGAGUCACAUGUGCUCUUCACACUGGAGAAAGCAGUAAUCUGUUGAAGUUAUUUCGCUUUUGCUUUGCCUUUACAUCUAGCCCUGCAGGGAACACUACAGAACCAUAAAUGUAAUAGAAGUGAAAUGUUUCAUUCAUUUGUGCAGUCCCUUCAUAUGACAGAAUUGGUUGUUUUGAGCGUAAGUGGAAUUCUGUACGUGUCCAGCUACAUACCUGUCAAGGGUCUUAUUUCUUUCUUCGUGUGUCUGUGCUUGUUUAACUCUUUUACUCUUUAUGCGUACGUUGUUUGUUUGUUUGUUUUUUUGCGAUUGUCAUGUUGUUCUUUUCAGCAUAUUCCUGUUCACUGUCAGGUGUUAAAUAUUAUUUAUGAUUUGUUGUGUGUCACAGUUGUGAAACGCCUGAUAAAUGAAAUGUAUCUGCCACAAAUCCAUCUGCUGUUUGUUCAUUUCUUCUAAUAAGUCUAAUGCCAAACGGUGAUCUAACAGCAAUUUAGGCUUGCAAUCUCUUAAAUCAACAUUAAAAUGUGCAACAAACGUUUGGGCUGAAAUAAAGUAUAGCUUCAACAUCUGAUAAACACGUCAGAAUUAUCUGGGAUGCAGAAACUAGCAGCAGCUAAAAUAACAAAAAACAAAAUCUAGUUCUGUGUGUUUCACACUCUCCAGAACAUUUAUCUGAGCACCUCAAAUAGAUUUCAGUAUUUAGCAUCAAUAACAUCAAUAAUUUUCAGCUGCUUUAAGAAUUUUGUUUAGGAUUAUAAUGUUACCACAUGCAGCUUUGGUGACAUGAUUAUUCUGUGUUAAUAUUUCUAGCUCCAUUGAGUUUUAGGUUAUUCAGGAAUCCAAGUAUCUGUAAUAAUAAAAUGAACUAAUGGCCAGGAUAUGGUUCAAACAUACUCUUUAAAUUCAUUUUUAAAGAAUACCAAAACUGUUAUUUUACUGUCUCACAGUACCCAAUUUAAAUUGCUGUAUGGAUUCGUAGCAGGAUAUUUUAUUUUCUAAUCCGUUUACUUGGGAUUUCAAUUGUAAGUUUUUUUUUUUUUUUGUUUUGUUUUUUUGUGGUAAAGACUUUGAGAGCUUACAACUCACACUGAUCAAUUUAUUGCCUGCCUUUGUUUGGCAAUACUUUAUAAAAUCUUGGAUUAUUAAGUCAUCAACAAAUAUUAUGUAGUGCUUAGCAGAUCGGUAGUUCAUAAAAAUAUUAAAGUUGACUCUUCUCACUCUGAGUAUACAUUAAUCUGUUAAGCAUUAUAUAAUAUAAUGCUGUUUGUUAAUCACUUAUUAAUCAAAGUUAUUAUAAAGAGUUGCCCUUUACACUUUUGUAUACCACAGUCAUUUGUUCAGCAGACCAUUUACAAACCUAAGGUCCUUGUAAAA
Molecule: messenger RNA, 5795 nt
Organism: Myxocyprinus asiaticus (Chinese sucker)
Lineage: Eukaryota; Metazoa; Chordata; Actinopteri; Cypriniformes; Catostomidae
Product: potassium voltage-gated channel subfamily D member 3-like
Exons: 8
Coding region: 204-2150 (648 amino acids)
Biological process (GO): potassium ion export across plasma membrane; protein homooligomerization
Cellular component (GO): membrane; voltage-gated potassium channel complex; neuronal cell body
Molecular function (GO): A-type (transient outward) potassium channel activity; protein binding
Source: RefSeq, a predicted model, not a curated record